GAAAGCGAGCGAGCCAGGAGUGAAGGUUUACCGCUCACUCUGGAAUCUUUCAGGAGUCGAAACUUUAGUCAGGUUUUGCUGUAUUCAUUUUACCCGGAAAGCUCUUUCUAACUGCAAGCGCUCAAAAUAAUCAUCAGAAGGGAUAUAUCAGCGGGUUGACCGACUGAAUGAAACCAUGAGGAAUAAAAAACACGGCGGUUGUCGCGGUCUGAACUAAACGUGACUAUCGAUCCCGCAGAGCCAAGGUUUUGAAAACGCCGAGCCCAGGUACUUUGGCGCAGAUUUCCAACGGUCGGUUUUUCCUGCGGGUUUACCUGUGCUUACGUGGCACGUUUUCGACCUGGAGACUUAUUGUCAAAAAUCCCGUUUUUAUGUUUUUUUUAUCCACUUGUGUCGUGACGGUGCGAUGUAUUUUCGGAGGUUUAGUAAGUUGCGUGGCCGGGACUAGUUUACUUGCGCCGGACAGCCAAUCAGCGGAAUAACACUCAUUAUUUUUGCGUUAAUUUAUCCUCUUUUGUCUUUUUCACACGAUAGCCUUUAAAAACAGCCUCGUACCGCACCCGUCAGAUAUUGACAGCGGGUUUCGAGGAUAGCUUUCACAAGGAGGAUAAGUGUCACCGCUGCGCGUGUGUUUUUGGGGUGGUAAAAUGGAUGCGGGAAUGGAGAAGGAGUGCAGCGCUUUGGGAGGGCUCUUCCAAAUCAUCAUGAACGACAUGAAGGCGAGUUAUCCUGCCUGGGAGGACUUUGUCACCAAAGGGGCUAAGCUACAAUCUCAGUUAAGGACAACAAUCAUCGUCACUAGCUCAUUCCUGGAUGCUUUCCAGAAAGUGGCAGACAUUGCAACUGGAACACGAGGAGCAACGAAAGAGAUUGGAUCGGCUUUGACCAGGAUGUGUAUGAGACACAGAAGCAUUGAGAACAAGCUCAAACUAUUCACCACGGUUCUCAUGGAUAACUUGAUCACUCCUCUGGAACUGAAAAUUGAAGAGUGGAAGAAGGUUGCCAGUCAGCUGGAUAAAGACCACGCCAAAGAAUAUAAGAAAGCACGUGCAGAGAUCAAGAAGAAAUCUUCAGAUACGAUUAAACUGCAGAAGAAAGUUAAAAAAGGUAAAGGUGAGGUGCGGAUGCAGCUGGACAGCGCUCUUCAGGACGUCAACACACGCUACGCCGUUUUAGAGGAGACUGAGAAGAGAGCCGUGUGUCGAGCACUUAUCGAGGAAAGAGGAAGAUUCUGCUCAUUCGUCACAAUGCUCAAACCUUUCCUGGACGAAGAGAUAAGCAUGCUUGGUGAAGUCACCCACUUACAGACAAUUCUAGAAGAUCUCGGCAAUCUGACGGCUGAUCCCAACACACUGCCUCCUGCUAGUGAACAGGUUAUUCUUGAUCUGAAAGGCUCAGACUACAGCUACUCAUAUCAGACUCCACCCGCGUCUCCUAGCAACACGUUAUCACGCAAGAGCAGCAUCAGCAGUAACUACACCUCUGUGCGUCAUGUCCCAUCUCUGGACUCCAUCUCCAGUGCAGUGGAUGGGCUUCAUCUGCGAGCACCAGACACAACACAGCGCUCAUGCAGUCCUCUCCUCCUGGUUGGAGGGGAGGAAGGCACUCGUUCUCUCAGUGAGGGGAAUUCUCCCACAAUCCCUCGCACGGGCCACCAACACCUCCGGCACAGGAGCACUGAAAAAGGUCAGAACUCUCCAGGCACAGAGAACGGGACCUCCAUGCCCCCACUGCACAAAGUUUACAGCGGGCAUGAGGAGAGAGCCAGGGCACUCUCCACCUUGGGCAAGCCACAGUCAGCCAGGGAGCAGCUGGCUCUUGCUCUUGGAGGCGGGCUUAAUUCAGAAGCUCCUCGGACCAGCCGAGAUUCCCUGCACUGCUCCAGCGGAUACAGCACCCAGACGACAACGCCAUCCUGCUCAGAAGACACCAUUCCCUCGCAGCAUGACUAUGACUACAUCUCCCUGCAUGGAGGAGAGGAUGCCCACAGCCAGUCUGAAUUUGAUAAAUCUUCCACAAUUCCUCGCAACAGCGACUUGAGCCUCAAUUACCGCAAAAUGUUUCAAAGCAAGAGGCCGGCAUCUACCGUCAGUCUGCUGAUGGAUCCGGAGCCUAUAGGACCCCACACGGCCACCAUUCGCCGUAAACCCUCCAGCAAGCCUAACAUCCGCCGUGGGACCAUCAGUGGAGGAGUGCCUAUCCCCAUCUCCACACCACAGGUGCCGCUGAAGGCAUCCGUUUCUACCGCCGGCCUGAGCAGUGAGGAGACCAUGUGCCCUCCUGGAGGGACGCAGAGUAACAGGGUUCCUGGCUCUGAUCUGGUUCACACCAGACAUAGUCUCUGUACGUCCACUCAGAGUCUGAGUGCAGGGCCGCCUCCAUACUAUUCCAUGUUUCCUGGGCAGCCACCAGUGGGCGGCACAGAGCUGCUGUAUCAAAUGAGCAAGCAACAGCAGUAUGCACUGCACCAACAGCAGCAGAGGCAAUAUCAUCAUCAUCAUCAUCAUCAACAACAACAAUAUAAUCAACAACAGUACAAUCACCAACCGCAGGAGCCGCAAUAUCAACAGAUACAUCAAAAAGAGCUCCAGCAGAAACAUCAAAAUCAGCAGCAGAUUCAAAACAUGGCAGCUCACAAUUCUAGCGUGCCCACUGAAAGCGUGCAGAUCAAUUCCGCCCAGCCUGGCGUGGAUCAUGUCGACGGCGUUCCUGAUCCAGGCAGAGGAGGUGACAUGUUGAGUAUGAUCCGGAGAGGAGUCAAACUACGCCGGACACUUACCAACGAUCGUUCGGCACCUUUAAUCACCCCCAACCAUCUCAACUGAUCUCAGCUUUAUUUUUCCUGUGCUUUGAAUUCAUCUGUGACUUUUUACGAUUGCCUUUUCCGUCUUUUCGUUUAGUGACUUACUUUUUUCAUGCCUUUUAAUGUUGCGGUUUGCAUAUAUUUUGUUUUUUUAAGUGGAGGCAAAACUGUUGACUAACGUGCGACUCCUGCCACAAGAAAAGACGUUUGAUUUAACUACACUGUGCUAGACGAACAAACGUUUCACAGUGUCCGUGCGAAUGUUGCCUGUCAAUAAAUUAAAGUUAAUUCUGCAGACUGUGUGCUUUACAUAUAUAUGUAUACCUAUAUGCACAGAUAUAUAUGUAUUUAGAGAUCUAGAUUGAGCAUCGGAGCUUAAGAUAUAUUAAAGUUAUUUGUUUAUGUUGUAUUCACAAGGAUAAAGCACUCAGCCUUCUGGUUAGAGAUCAAAAACUUCUGUAUAUAUUAGCGAAUCAAUUGAAAGACUUGUAUUAUUAUUCAUUUUGUUUUCUUGGUUGGUUUUCGAAAUUAGAUAAAGCAGCACUAGGCGUCUAUUUUUGUACAGUUUAGGGUAACAGAAAACUGCACCACUGCCUUUAAUCCGCCCAAUGACUGGAUGCGAAUGCAGCCAAUGAGAGGAAUGGAGGGAGGGAAGGAGCGAUGUGAUUGGGUGGAUGAAUGAAGGACUGGAAUAGUGGAUCUUAUUUGUGUUGCUUAUGACUGUGAGAGCUUACGAAGGCAUCACUGUGGUUAUUUAUUCAACCCGUUUGAUUCUGAAUCAUUUUUAAUCGUUUGUUUACCAAAGCUUUGAUGCUGUAGCCCCGUAGAUGCGCAUAAACAUGCUCUCCUGGAGGAUUUAUAUUGACUUGAUUCAUAAAACCUCAAACUUGUGGCCCAUGACUUUGAGCAUUUUUUUUGUCUUUGAAUUAAAAAAACUUCUUUAAACUCAUUUAUUAUUACCUGAAAAGAAAGUGAAUGGUUGCGUUAGGUUUAUAGAUUGAAUUCAUUCUGUUGCAAGUUGCCUUCUUUGUUUGAAAUCAGUGUCCCAUCCCUCCACCAAUUUAAGUAAAGCUUAUUCAAUGGAAAUGUAGGGUAUACUUGUCUUUUCACUUUCAGUCAGAUCUCAUGAAACUUUUAGUGCAUCUUAAAUUCGGGGGGGGGUGGACUGAGAUGUGAUUUGGCUUAUUGCGAUCAAUAUCAAAUUACAAUAGCUUUGAUUUAAUUAAAUUAAUAUAUAGGCACUGUAUUCUUUUACACACGAACAGCUGAUGAGCCGAUGAUUUCAGUAUCUCUAAAUCUCAUCUGAUCCACAUGAACUUGUAAGUUUGGGACACUUAUAACGUGUAUUUGGAAACACACCAUGCACCAUCCAUCUUCCCAAACUUUGAAUGAGAAGCGCUUAUAAAAUGCUGACUUGUCAACAAAAGAAAAGCUUUACGGUUUGAAAAAAGAGUUAUUUUGAUUCAAUUAUUGUAUAGUUGCACUGUAAAAAAAAAAAAAAAAAAA
Molecule: messenger RNA, 4309 nt
Organism: Sinocyclocheilus grahami
Lineage: Eukaryota; Metazoa; Chordata; Actinopteri; Cypriniformes; Cyprinidae
Product: MTSS1-like protein
Exons: 15
Coding region: 648-2825 (725 amino acids)
Biological process (GO): cell projection assembly; plasma membrane organization
Cellular component (GO): cytoplasmic side of plasma membrane; actin cytoskeleton
Molecular function (GO): actin binding; phospholipid binding
Source: RefSeq, a predicted model, not a curated record